AUGUCGACGCCUACCGACGCACCCGUUGCCGACCAGGUUGUCGCAUCCGGAUCUGGUGAAGCAGGCGCUAAGAGCAACGGCUUGCAUAGCAACAAAUCAGGAUGGGACGGCAAGCUGCGCCUGGACAAGAACAAAAAGGCCGUCCUGGCGAACCCAGAGGCUCUGUCGGAUCCUGAAUACUCUGACGAAGACGCCCCUCCGGUUGAUCAGAUCGAAGCAGAUGAAGACUUGCUCGAAGAUGAGGAUCCCGAGACCGAGGAAAUAGACGUCCAGCACAGUCGCGUCUCUUCGAUACCUGCGCUCCGUCUCGAGCGCUUCAACAAGGUCAUUAAACUGUGUUUACGCCAGAACUCCAUUUCCUCGAUCGAGCUUCCCGAAUCCCUUGCCACUACCCUCCAAGAUCUCGAGCUAUACGACAACCUGAUCUCGCACAUCAAAGGUCUCGAUUCCUUCAUUGAGCUGCGCAGCUUGGACCUGAGUUACAACAAGAUCAAACACAUCAAGCGCGUCGACCACUUGAAGAAACUGGAUCAUCUCUACUUUGUCCAGAACAAGAUUUCUCGCAUCGAGGGCUUGGAUGGUCUCUCGAAUCUUACCUACCUGGAGCUGGGAGCCAACAGAAUCAGGGAAAUCUCUGGCUUGGACACUCUGACCAAUCUCGACUCGCUAUGGCUUGGUCAAAACAAGAUCACCGAGCUCAAGGGGCUCUCCACUCUCACUAAAUUAAAGACCCUCUCUAUUCAAGCAAACAGAAUCACAUCAUUGGAAGGGCUUAAAGAGCUGCCUCAACUCGAGGAGCUGUACAUCUCGGAUAACUUGCUGACCUCACUUGAGCCUCUUUCCUACGCUCCCAACAUCCGGAUUCUAGACGUUCAGAACAACCCCAUCACUUCGCUGCGUGGUGUCUCAGCACUUGUCCAUAUCGAAAAUCUCUGGGCAACAAGCUGCAAGCUGGAUCGAUUCGACGAGCUGGAGAAAGAGCUCGGCGACAAGAAGGAGCUCUCAGAAGUCUAUUUUGAGGGCAACCCUCUACAAAAGUCUAAUCCUGUUCUAUAUCGUAACAAGGUCCGCUUAGCUUUGCCUCAGGUUUCGAAGAUUGAUGCCACCUAUGUGAGAGUCUGA
Aureobasidium melanogenum CBS 110374 is the source of this 1122-nucleotide messenger RNA. RefSeq names its product L domain-like protein. The transcript is spliced from 7 exons. The record is from RefSeq and is a predicted model, not a curated record. Gene Ontology annotation, molecular function: protein binding. Bases 1 to 1122 code for a protein of 373 amino acids. NCBI's taxonomy places the organism in Eukaryota, Fungi, Ascomycota, Dothideomycetes, Dothideales, Saccotheciaceae.